GCACCCUUCCUUCUCAUCCACCUUGGUGGGCAAGACACUAUUACAGCUUUUUCCAUCGAGGAUAACAACUUAUGGUUGAGGCAUUUGCUGAAUUUGGUGGUGCAAGUUGCCCUAGCCUUGUAUGUCUUCUGGAGGUCUAUAGGGGAGCAUAACAUGCACCUCCUUGCCCCUGGCAUCUUUCUAUUUGUCUCCGGCAUAAUUAAGUAUGUGGAGAGAACGAUAGCUCUGAUGUACGGGGGCCUAGAGAACAUGAGGAAUUCCAUUGGGGAUUUAGAGGAGUUUGAAGUUCGACCAUAUCCUGACUACAGUGGCUACUCAGGCAUUGUUCGUUGUGCUUUGCUUUCAGCGCUUUAUGUCCGACAUGUGUUUGCAGGAAGCACCAUCUUUCAGACGGGACCAAUAUCUAAAAGAAUGCAUUUCAAUGCGUGUCAAGGGCGAUACAGUAAGCUCGAGAUGCGCAAGUUAUUGGAGGUCGAACUUGGCAUAAUGUAUGGUGAUCUCUACACUAAGGCUAUGGUUCUCCGGACAAGAAGCGGAACUAUAUUUCGAUGCAUCUCUCAGGUAUCCACUGUUAUUGCUCUUGUGCUCUUCUUCCUUGCAAGCAGCAGCAACAAACAGCAGGGGCGAUACAGUAGAGCCGAUGUUGCAAUCACCUAUGUUUUAUUCGUGGGGGGGAUUUUUCUGGACAUUUGCGCGGUGUUUAUUUUGAUGACGUCACCAUGGACUUGGGAUCGGCUGAAGGGCUACAAUAAUGUUCUAGGCCGCGUUUCGUGGUAUUUUUUGUCCAGUAAUAUUGGAUGGACGGAGAGCAGGCCGCUGUGGUCAAAUUCCAUGGGGCGGUACAGCUUGCUUCGCUGGCUUGAGGGCAGCAGCAAUAGUAGUGAUCAGCCAAGGUUGUCAGGCUCAUGCAAGCAACUAAUAAAGAUGAUGGCCGAGAAGAUGAUGGGUUUAGUUUGCAGCACUAGUAGCAAAAAGGGAAAGUUGUUUUGGUUGAGCACGUUACUUGACACCAAGUACACUCAAGUGGAUAGUGAAGUGAUGGACAAUGUCGUGCAGUUCAUUUGUGACUUAGUUCGUGAGAUCCGGCACCAUACUGCAGCUGGGAGAGGCACCGUGUCAUGGCCAUGUCUCGGUGAAGUACUGUUGAGCAAGCUAAAAGUCGAGAUCAAGGUCGAAUUUGCUCAUGCGAUUGUCCGGCUCCAUGUGUUCACGGAGUUGCAUCUGACGAGGAGAUCGUCGUCAUACGGCCGGGAGAUCUCGGAGGAGGCAACGAAGCUAGCGGAGGUAUGCCGGAAACUAUCCAAUUACAUGAUGUACCUUCUCGCCGUCCACCCCGAGGUGUUGCCAGUCACCGGCAAGUUUGACGAUGUCACUCUGCCUUCAGACAGGUUGAUCUCGGCGUUGGGGCCGGACGACGAGUACGGGAUCCAACCAUGUUAUGAUACACUCAAGAACAUUAGGGACAUGUGGAUAUUGUUCCUCGCCUACGCCGCCGGUUAG
Messenger RNA from Brachypodium distachyon (stiff brome), 1500 nucleotides. RefSeq lists its product as uncharacterized. The transcript has a single exon. Lineage: Eukaryota; Viridiplantae; Streptophyta; Magnoliopsida; Poales; Poaceae. The record is from RefSeq and is a predicted model, not a curated record. The annotation marks the transcript as partial.